Molecule: messenger RNA, 2005 nt
Organism: Lentinula edodes (shiitake mushroom)
Lineage: Eukaryota; Fungi; Basidiomycota; Agaricomycetes; Agaricales; Omphalotaceae
Product: concanavalin A-like lectin/glucanase domain-containing protein
Exons: 5
Coding region: 48-1706 (552 amino acids)
Molecular function (GO): protein binding
Source: RefSeq, a predicted model, not a curated record
CAAGGACAUAUUCCUCAGCUAACGCUCAUUUCAACCAGCCUGAAGUCAUGGCCGUUGACCAGAAUCAUAUUGAUCCUCAAGAAUCAACGUGGUUGAUACUUCUUCCUCUUCUUAUUGUCCUCUCUACCUUCCUAUUCCUUCUGCUUCUUUUUCUGAUAUGUCUUUUGCUCAUACGACGGCGACGCGGCAUCGUCCUGCGGGACAGCGAUGGGCCAGUUGACAUGAGCAGAGAAGAGCUUGUCGAGGGCGACGGCGGCUUUGAGACCAUAGAAGCUCGUUGGCUGGAGGGUCUCACUGAUGAUAAUUCCCGUCGUGCUUACAUGCGAGCGAAAGACUACCAGUCUCAAUACCUACCCAACUCGCUCCCUUCAGAUAUCACAUUGUCCCAGUUCCUUUCUAUCCAGGAGAAGGGCGUCUCUGCCUGGUCUUUCGAGCCAGAUCUAGAGACUCUAAACUCUCUGCUUGUCCACGCUCGCACAGAAAUUACUUUUCUUCCAGACCCGGCAUCAGCGUCCUGCGUACAAUCUAACUUACCUUUACCGAAGCUCAACGAAGUCUACUACUGGGAGGUUAAGAUGUUUGAUCUUCCAGAGUCCACCAAUGUUGCUAUCGGAUUGGCAACUAAACCUUAUCCUUCAUUUCGUUUGCCCGGAUUCAAUCGUUACUCUAUCGCAUACCACUCAAACGGUGACAAGUCUCACAACUAUCCAUUCACCGCUCAGAAUUUUGGGUCUCCACUUAAGGAAGGCGAUGUAUUGGGUGUUGGGUAUCGCCCGCGCUCAGGCACUGUAUUCUUCACUCGGAACGGACGAAAAAUGGAAGAUGCGUUUACCGGUUUAAACCGAUACAAUCUUUUCCCUACUAUAGGUGCAGAUGGACCUUGUAGUGUGCAUGUCAAUCUCGGGCAGGCAGGGUUCGUCUUUGUUGAGGCUAACGUCAAGAAAUGGGGACUUGCUCCGAGCGUGGGAACUCUAGCCCCACCCCCAGCGUAUGGUAGUGAACGAGGUAGUAUACUACUUGAUGUCGGGGGUCGGAGACGCUCCCCAAGAGACAGUUCGGCUUCCAGUCCCUCAGGGACAGCUUCUCCCACUCCAUCCCGUAGAACUCAUCGCUCUAGGAGGCCUCGUCCCAACAGCGGUGAUCCCAUCGUUUCAUCCCCUCUCCGAACCGCUGAACCUAUUACUCCACCUCCGCCCAUCACGCCAAUAGAUGAGGAACCCGCUAGCGGAAGUAAUGUAUCAACGUCUCCAAGAUACAUAUCACCUACUGACCUGCCAUUCCAUGCGCCGCCUAACACCAAUCUACCUCCAUCUCCGGGUCCGCACGAUGGUUUUGACUCGGAUGAUGAUGAUUACUCUUCAGCUGCGUCUACGUCCAGGCCAUCAUCUCCUGAUGUUGCAGGCGCAGAAACUUAUAUUCAGGCCCUCACACGGUCAGAUCAUCGUCGAACAGGCAGCUCUGGUAGUCAAACGCUUUCACAUGGUCCUGAUGGAGAUAGUAACAGAUUGAAUUCUUCUGAGUCUCUGUCGAGACGAGAUCCUCCUGCUUAUUCUCCUCUGGAUGCCUUUACCUACGCGGAUGGUGUGCACAUUGAUCUUCCCGCCGAGGUUAUCACCGCUGCCCUGGAAGGAAAUACAUUACCAGCCAGCGUAAUGGGUCAGGGGAAUGGCUCACGGUCCGGCGGACGACGAAGCAGAAGACGUUAAUAACCCAGACUCCCAGGGCAUAAGCUAUAUAAUGUAUCUAACUUCACAAGUGUUGUAAUAAAUUCAUUCUAUUCUCCUCUCCUCUAGAACGGCAACUGGUCUUGAAAUCUUACCCCUCCCUUCUCAGCUUACCCGGAUUUCACUGUAUUCAUAUCUAUCAUCUUAUUUAACAGACAAUUAUCAUGAUUCUACGGUAUUACAGAUUGUACAUACACACAAGAUGGUAAGCUACUCGACUAAAUUAUGCCUGUGUUAUGGUUGCAGAUUCCCCUAACAAAUAUUUCAUUAGUUCAUUUCAA